This is a messenger RNA of Hevea brasiliensis (rubber tree), 2252 nucleotides long. Its product is annotated as ras-related protein Rab7. The record is from RefSeq and is a predicted model, not a curated record. Gene Ontology annotation, cellular component: vacuolar membrane. Gene Ontology annotation, molecular function: GTP binding; GTPase activity. Bases 15 to 776 code for a protein of 253 amino acids. NCBI's taxonomy places the organism in Eukaryota, Viridiplantae, Streptophyta, Magnoliopsida, Malpighiales, Euphorbiaceae. The transcript has 7 exons.
GUCAAAGUGGGCUAAUGCUCCAAUCACGGGUUCUUUUUAACGGAAACAUAACGGGAAAAUUUUCUUCUCUGGGAGAAACAGGAACGUUCUCAAUUUCAACCAAAACGCACACACGCACACACAAAGGCUUAUUUUUCUUCAAUUUCGAUCCUAUGGCUUCCCGUAGACGUAUGCUCUUAAAGGUUAUAAUUCUCGGUGACAGCGGGGUUGGGAAGACCUCGUUGAUGAAUCAGUACGUGAAUCGAAAGUUUAGCAAUCAGUACAAAGCGACGAUAGGAGCUGAUUUUUUGACAAAAGAAGUUCAAUUUGAGGAUAGGUUGUUCACAUUGCAGAUAUGGGAUACUGCUGGGCAAGAAAGGUUUCAAAGUCUUGGAGUGGCUUUCUAUCGUGGCGCCGACUGUUGUGUUCUUGUGUAUGAUGUGAAUGUCAUGAAAUCAUUUGAUAAUCUUAAUAAUUGGAGAGAAGAGUUUCUGAUUCAGGCUAGUCCUUCUGACCCUGAAAACUUCCCAUUUGUUGUGUUGGGGAACAAGAUAGAUGUUGAUGGUGGCAAUAGUCGGGUGGUUUCAGAGAAGAAAGCCAAGGCAUGGUGUGCUUCUAAGGGAAACAUACCUUACUUUGAGACUUCUGCAAAAGAAGGAUUCAAUGUGGAUGCUGCUUUCCAGUGCAUAGCCAAAAAUGCGCUCAAGAAUGAACCUGAAGAAGAAAUAUAUCUUCCUGACACAAUCGAUGUUGGGGGUGGAGGGCGGCAGCAAAGAUCCACGGGCUGUGAAUGUUAGAAGGAACUUCCAGACCUACAGGAUUUGCAUGUUAGAAGGAAUUUCCGACUCACUCCCUACGUUCUUUCUAUUGGAAAUGCAACUUUCAUUCAUAUGUUUCCAUUCAACAUCCAGUGAUUAUAACAGGGGGACUAAUAACUAGGAAGAGGGCACGCCAAAUUUCAUUUUGUAUCAUAUGCAACUGUGGGAGCACAGUUCCAUUAUUAAUCACUUUGUUUCCUUCUGAAAAUUUUACGUUUAUGUUCAAUUAUGAUUCCUCUGGAUAUAUUGACAUUAUUAUCCUGGGAGAGUGUUGUUUGCUCAUUUAUGAUUAUAUAAUUUGGGAAAUAAAUUUGGUGGAUAAAAAAUUCAAAACCCAGAUGCGCUUUAUGAGUCGACAUUUCAUGCAAUUUAAACCUCUAAUUUGCUGCAGAUAGAUAGAGAGAGAGAGAGAGAGAGAGAGAGAGAUUCGAACAUGAUAUACACUAAUCAUAAUUAUAAAGCUAACGACGAAAUUAGAUCAUGAAGCCAGAAUUUUGCCUAUAUUAAUAUACAACUGAACUCUUUUUUUUUUUUUUUUUAAUAAUUUAAGGAAAAAAAAAAUUCCAAAUACAAAGUCGGCAAAUAUCAACAGAAUAUAUCUGGUGGCCCGUUUAAUCGUCAUUUGCCAUUUCAGCAGCGCAGCUCUUAACAGAAGCCAAAAAAAAAAAUUUAUCCCUAGCUUAAACACUACUGCUCUUGUUUUAGAGGAUUAGGGUUUUUCCAUUUUUGUUUCAUCAACAAUGGAGGCCUCAAAGGAGCAAGAAUCCACUGGAUUACUCCACAAGAUCCUCCCUCCACGCCUCGAAGACGCGGGCCUUGAGGACUGUGCUCUCCCUGAUGAGUCCAUUAAAGAAGCUUUCUUCAAAGCUGCCUCUGCCAUCAAAUCAGGCGCCGCCUCUUUAUUCUCUGACGAUGAAGAAGACGAUUGUGUUCAGGACCCUUGGCCAGAGGCCAAAGGCUUGACUGAUGAGGUCAUCGGUGGGUCACAGGACUCGGCUAUGCUGGACACUUUGGUGGGAGUAGACACGGAGACGGAAGUGCAGGGACCAUGCGUGGCAAAGAAGAGUGGUGGCGUUGUGUGGGAGGGCGGGGAUAAGGUGGUGGUGGGUGGUAGUGAUGUGGAGGAGAAAGAGAGAGAGAAAGGGUGUGUGGAUGAUGGGUUAAAGGGGUUGAAGAUUGGAGACAAGAAGGAAGAAAAUGGCGGUGCUGCUGGUGGAAAUGGUGAUGAGGAACAGGAGGAGAAAGAAGGUGAGAGGCCAAUAUUGACUGAAGGUUUUGUGUGAAACCAUGAUGUGAACUUUCGCUCUUAUUUCUAGUAAGAUUAUGUAUUUUUUUUUUAGUGUUUGUUCUGUUAUCUUGUUUUUAUAUGAGCUAUGGUCUAGUUUUCUCGAGGCAAAUAUCGUGUUGUAACAUUUCUAUUUAAACCAAUGCUAAAUGAAAUUUUUAGUUUCUGAA